UCUCUAUGGUUUUGGUCUUGGUAAAUUCAGUGUCGACACUUUCGCACUGCAUCCUCUUUCCUAAAUUGAAGUAUUCCUUGAAAUUCCAAAAUGGCGGCUUAACUUUCCCUCCCCUUUUCAAAACUCUCCAUUCAUCUCAAUAAUCACUUUGCAAUUUUUACCAAUUUUCAUAUCCAACCUUUUCCCUCUUGCUUUCCUUUCCCUCCAUUCUUCAAAACCUUAAGAAAAUUCUAAAUCCUCAAAUUUCCCACUCCUUCAAAACCCUAACAACCCCCAUUUCUGCUUUCUCUUCUUUUUUUCUCCACAUUCAAUGGAAACUCAUUCCUCAGAAAUCCUAGAAACUGACACUGAACUGGUUAAUUCAGUAAAUCCUCGCGAAACCCUAGAUCGGUCUUCCCCAAAUUCUCCUGAAAACUCAGCUAAUUCGAACAAAUUUGAAGGAUUACAAAUGGAGGAAGAAGAAUUGGAUUCAUCACCUGUUCGGAGGUACACUCCAUAUUCUUCGUACACCAGCCAUUGGUCUCAACCUUGGGGUCCAAUCACCAAUUCAAAGCCUUUGGGCUCACAAUUGACUUCUACUGCUGAGCCCGACGACGACGAGCCAUCAGCUUCUGGUUGGCCCGACGGGCCUAACAAAGUUGAAACUACGAAAUCGGUAUCAGUUGGGUCUCUGUGGAAUUGUCAUAGAGAUGACGAUGCUAAGUCGUUUAUGCUGGGUGCAGGGCUUGCUAAUUUAGGCAACACGUGCUUUCUAAACUCGGUAUUGCAAUCAUUCAUGCACACAGUGUCUCUGAUUCAGGGCCUUAAGUUGAACGAUCAUGCCACACCCUGUGAUAGUUACCUGAAAGGUUUCUGUGUAAUUUGUGCGUUGAAAGAGCUUAUUGAUGCUUUACUGGUUUCUGAGACUGGUGUUGUCUCUCCCUGCAAAUUUGUUAACAAUUUAAGCUAUUUUUCUUCCACUUUCCAUCGGUUCCAACAAGAAGAUGCUCACGAAUUUCUGCAAUGUUUUCUGGAUAAACUUGAACAAUGUUGUGAUGUUUCAAGACCAAAAGGCAGCCCAACUUUGGAGACUGAGAACUUUGUGAAGCAGGCUUUUGGAGGUCGUUUAGUUAGCAAACUGCGGUGUUGUAAUUGUGGCCAUUGUUCUGACACUUACGAGACACUAAUUGAUCUGAGUUUGGAGAUUGAGGAUGUUGACAGCCUAGCCACAGCUCUGGAGUCUUUCACAAAGGUUGAGAAGAUAGAGGAUUCAGAAAUAAAAUUUACAUGUGAAAAAUGUAAGGAGCAAGUCUCCAUUGAGAAGCAGCUUGUGCUGGAUAAGGCCCCUUCUGUUGCUGCCCUUCAUUUGAAGAGAUUCAAAACUGAUGGUUCUCUUGUUGAGAAGAUUGACAAAUAUGUUUCAUUUCCACUGGAAUUGGACUUGCAUGCUUAUGCUGAUAACAACCAAAGUGAUAAUGAAGAAAUGAAGUACGAUCUUUAUGCAGUUAUAAGGCAUGUAGGAUUUUCAUACACUUCUGGGCACUAUUACAGCUUUAUUCGCUCUGCUCCAAAUGAAUGGUACAAAUUUGAUGACUCAAAGGUUAUUCAGGUUGGAGAAGAUUUUGUUUUGUCGCAGGAAGCAUAUGUUCUGUUUUAUGCAAAGAGGGGCACUCCCUGGUUUUCAGAUUUUAUUGAAGUGCAAAAGCCCUUUAUAGAUCCGUCCAUACUGAACACCUCUCCCAAGUCAGUUUUAGAUAAUACAGAUGUUGUCUGUGUUACUUCUCCGCGUCCGCCAAAUCCGCGGGCUUUAUGUGUCAAAGGCUCCAAUGAUGCUGCAAAUGAGUUAUCUCCCAAUUCUCUCAACAAGGUUCAGGAUAGUGACGGAAAGGAAAAUGUGCAGACGAGGUCUGCUCCUGGACCACAUGGUGCAAGUAACAUUUUGCAUCCCAAGUCACCUGAAGUGGAUAAAGUGUCUUUUCCUUCAAUACUCAAAGAAAACUGCAGUACUCUGGACCCCGGUGCACCUAGCAGAACUAUAUAUAUCACACCCAAAACGCCGUCUAGAUCUCCGAGCCCAGAGAUAUAUCGGGAAGAUCCCCCAGCAGACUGGGUUUCCUGCAAAAAGCAACUGCCGAAGGAGCUAGAGCAGAAUAUGGAAAGAAAGCAGGCGUGUACCCUGAUAAAGAAAAGCAUGCGUGGGUCUAGAGCCCAGCAAUUACCAGCUGCAAUGGGCGGGUCACACAGUGGAAGUUCUGUUAACAAGAAAAGGAGAAGAAUGGAUGUAUCUCCAAGUAGAGAUGAUAGUAGUUCUACCGGUCGCCGGAGGUCUAGCCUUGGCUCUGUGUUUCGUACUGUAACGGCUGGAAGCCUAAGAUGAGCAGGUUACAUUUGGCAAUAACACUAAUAAUUUUGGUAUCUCAUGAAAUUUUUAACUGGAAAAUCUGAACCAAUGGAAUAGGGUCUUGAUCUGUAUCCUCAAACAAACAUGAGGGGUAGUUUUUAGAUAAUAGCAGCUGUUAUUUUGUUGUUUAUAUUUCCGAGUUCCACUGUAUAGUGCAGAGUAAGAGUUUUAUGUUAUAUUCUCACAGUUGAGAAUUAUAAUCUCUUAUAUACCUAGCGAGAUUUUGUAGGAACUUUUAAUUUCUGUACUACAUAAGUGCCACUAAUUUAUUCAUUCAUAAAUUUUGUUAAA
Nicotiana tabacum (common tobacco) is the source of this 2671-nucleotide messenger RNA. Its product is annotated as ubiquitin carboxyl-terminal hydrolase 20. Lineage: Eukaryota; Viridiplantae; Streptophyta; Magnoliopsida; Solanales; Solanaceae. Gene Ontology annotation, biological process: protein deubiquitination. The record is from RefSeq and is a predicted model, not a curated record. Gene Ontology annotation, molecular function: cysteine-type deubiquitinase activity. Gene Ontology annotation, cellular component: cytosol; nucleus.